CACCGUUUCUCGUUUUUUUGACAAUCUCGUCAUUCACAAUACUCGCAAAAGCAACUGUGGUGUGACACCACUCUCUCUCUCUCUCUCUCUCUCUCCUGCCUCCAAAUGUUGAAAUAUCAAGCACUCCCUCCUUUCUCCGCAACCAAUCUUCUCUCUCUCUCUCUCUCUCUCUUUAGUUCUGAUCUCUAAAUUCACUCUCAAUUGUGUGUGCUCGACCUUUCCCACAUCUGAAGAAGAAGAAGAUGGAUAAAGAAGCUUUUCUUGGGGGAGAAAGCAGUGGUGGUGGGAGGAGAGAUCGGUCAUCGCACUUCCCUCGAAGAUCAGACGCCAUCGCUCAUGGCUCACCUUACCAGAAGGCCGCUGCUCUUGUUGAUCUGGCUGAAGAUGGUGUUGGUCUUCCUGAGCAAAUUCUUGAUCAGUCAAGCUAUGAAAUUGCAACAAAGUUUUACUUCAUAUUUGUUCAAUUUGAUUUACUUUGGGCCCUUAAUUUCUUUGCCUUGAUUGUUCUAAAUUUCCUUGAGAAGCCGUUGUGGUGUGCUGAGUAUUCUGCAUAUUCUUGCAGUAAUAGAGAGUACUACUUUCUUGGACAGUUGCCAUAUUUAACUGGUUCAGAGUCUCUUGUUUAUGAGGGUGUAACUCUUAUCAUUCUCAUGAUACAUACCUUCUUUCCCAUUUCUUAUGAAGGAUUUCAUUUCUACUGGAAAAGUCAUCUUAAUCAAUUAAAGGUCAUUUUCCUGUUAAUCUUGGUUGCUGAUUUAAUAGUUUAUGCUUUAUAUCUAUCUCCAGUGGCCUUCUAUUCUCUUCCACUUAGGAUUGCACCUUACAUCCGGGUUGUUUUUUUCAUUCUCAAUGUUAGGGAAUUACGGGAGAGCAUCCUCAUCUUGGCUGGAAUGCUUAGCACAUACUUCAAUGUUGUGGCUCUUGGGUUUUUAUUUCUUCUGUUCUCCAGUUGGGUAGCGUAUGUCAUGUUUGAAGAUACCGAACAGGGGAAGACAGUUUUUACUUCUUUCGGCACAACAUUGUAUCAAAUGUUUGUUUUGUUCACCACAUCUAACAAUCCUGAUGUCUGGAUUCCUGCAUACAAGGCUUCACGUUGGUAUUGCCUAUAUUUUGUUCUUUAUGUGCUAUUGGGCGUUUACUUUGUCACCAACUUGAUCCUUGCUGUUGUAUAUGACAGCUUCAAAAGUCAGCUUGCAAAACAAGUGUCUGAAAAGGACCGUACGAGGAAAAGAAUAUUAGGGAAAGUCUUUAAUCUCAUUGAUAAAAAUAAUUGUGGAUAUCUUAACAAAGAGCAAUGUAUCCAUCUGUUUGAAGAGCUCAAUAAAUACAGAACAUUGCCCAGAAUAUCACGAGAAGAUUUUGAGUUAAUUUUCGAUGAGCUGGAUGACAGUCAUGACUUCAAGGCGAAGGAGCUUCUCUUUUCUUUUGAGUGAUGGCUAGGUGGCUUGGGUCCUGGCUCCAUUCUCUAUUUUGUGGUUACUUUUGGGAGAACGGAAUAGAAGAUCAUUUGAUGGUAUUGAGAUGCCUCAUUUUUAAAAUUAAAAGCCUUUUGUUGUCUUUCUUGUAUAGUUGAUUUUUGCAGGUGGUUAGCUCAUCUUUGAACUUAUAUCUGGAUUUUGUAGAGACCUUUGAAGAGGUUUUUGGUGUAUAGUUGAUAUAGUUUUCUUUUGUAUAUGGGUUGUGCACUACUUGGUGCCUGUUAGAAUAAUUUUUUGCUUAUAAAAGAAAAGUUUAAUACUUAUAUAGCACUUGUGUUUGGUGUUAUUUAUAGCAUUUGUGUGCGUAGAUAUUUAAUAGAAUGCGUUAUGGUAUCUUAUUAAUACACCAAAGGGACAAUCUUCUUAUUGACUUCAUCUUUCCUUUAUUUUUCAUGCCACUUUUAGGGACACUCUCUACUAUAUGCCUUUUAUGGUGCACGUUGAAAGCAUUCCACUAGUUAGUCCUAAGAUGGCUGAAUUGUGUUUCUAAACCUCCAUGAUCAUAUUUGUAUCCUUUUUCCUUCUUUUUGUCAUCCUUCAUUUCUACUUCUCAAAUUGAUCCUCCUAAUUACUAUUAGAAUAAUAUAUUAUUAGUUGGGUUAUUAUUUUGUUGUAAUUAUUAUGUCUUAGGGCUUUUUUGUAAUUAUUAAUCUUCAUUAAUAUAAAAAGGAGAUGAUAUCACAAUCAUACCAUAACCUUUUUCUCUCUAAAGUUACAUGGUGUCAGAGCCAAAACCCUAGCUAGCAGUCCCUUUCGCACUUGUUAGCAGUCUUUUCUCUCCUACAGUCUAAUCGGCCCCUCACCCAGCCACCUAUAGUCGACCUAAAGCUCUGAACUCCUUGCCUAGGUCUUGGAUCUCCUCCUGGGCUCCCCAACAGCCUGUUAGGCUUGGACGACAGUCUCUUGGCCCUUCUAGGGGCCUGUCGGUAGCCCCUCUGGCCUCCUUGGCCCCUGUCAAGAGGCUUUCCUUAGCCUUUUGCCUCUGUCGGUCAGCCUCUGUUAGCCCAGUGUAAUAACCGACUACACCACCCACACUCUCUACCGUUUGUAAUGUUUGUUCCUUAAACACACUCUACCGUCUGUAAUGUUUGGUUAAACAACUUUGACCUAAAUCUUAAAAAAAAAAAAAAAAAAAAAAAA
Messenger RNA from Camellia sinensis, 2618 nucleotides. NCBI's taxonomy places the organism in Eukaryota, Viridiplantae, Streptophyta, Magnoliopsida, Ericales, Theaceae. The record is from RefSeq and is a predicted model, not a curated record.